This is a messenger RNA of Podospora pseudopauciseta, 4010 nucleotides long. RefSeq names its product histone methyltransferase set2 (gene SET2). The coding region runs from base 557 to 3316 and encodes 919 amino acids. The record is from RefSeq and is a predicted model, not a curated record. Gene Ontology annotation, molecular function: protein binding; histone H3K36 methyltransferase activity. Gene Ontology annotation, biological process: regulation of DNA-templated transcription. Gene Ontology annotation, cellular component: nucleus; chromosome. The transcript is spliced from 3 exons. Lineage: Eukaryota; Fungi; Ascomycota; Sordariomycetes; Sordariales; Podosporaceae.
AUCUUUUACUGAAGUCUUGCUGAACGCGGCCAUGUCAAUUGACUACCUCCUCGACGUGAUGCAUUUGUUGUGGAUGUGAGUGAGCGCGAUAGCCGUUGGAUUGGCCCUUGCUUGGAUUGAGAGCCAUUGUCAUCUUUUCCGUGAGCCCGCCCGACGGUUUGAGCUGCCAUGUUCGCAAAGUCAGGGCGCAGAAAUAGCUUCCUCCAGUCAGUUCACGUCUCGACCUUGACCCUCCUGGCGCUCUCUCUCUCUCUCUCUCUCUCUCCCUCCCUCUCUCCCUCUCUCUCUCUUCCACUCUCGCUGCGUCUCCCACUCCGUCUGUCUUCGCCCACUCUCCCAAACGCUUUCCUCUCCUCGCUGUCGACUUUCCGCCACCAUUUUCCAGCACGCUUUUUCUUCUUCUCUUUCACAACUUUGACCCGCUGUUCAGCGCGUUCUGCAUCCCAUCUCGCUGCGCGUGCCUUUCUUUGCCCUGAAUCACAACAAGCACAAACCACUCUAGCGGCUUCCCUACGCUCGGCAACUCUGGCGCCUCUUGCGCACCAACUCAUUCACCAUGGGGGAAGACGCUCGCGCUUUAGGACCGGUGCUGGAAGGCAGGAUUGAGGAAAGGCCGAGGGUCAAUGGCGUUAGGUUACGAAAGGAGGAUUCGACCGACUCGGCUUCCCCGAACAACUCCAAGAUGGAUUCGCGAGGCACCAGUAUGUCGCCCGACGACACAAAGUCUGCAGGAGAGACUGCAGCGACUCCAGAUCACGCCUCUGCCCCGAAGCUGUCUCGCAAGUCGUCUCAGAAGCCCGUUCGAAGUCCACCUACCUUGUUCGACCACCUGCCAGAUGUCACAGCCCAAGCAUGCAGCACGUUUCAGGUCAUCAACGACUGUCUUUAUGGCUCGAGGAAUAUGGGCUCGUCGGAUCACGACGCGCUGGAUUGCGACUGUACCGAAGAAUGGCGAAAUGAUGAAAACCACGCUUGUGGCGAGGAUUCCGACUGCAUCAACCGCGCGACCAAAAUUGAGUGCGUAGAUGGAGACUGCAACUGCGGGCCGGGCUGUCAAAACCAGCGGUUUCAGCGCAAGCAGUAUGCCGAUGUUUCGGUCAUCAAGACUGACAAGAAGGGGUUCGGCCUGCGGGCGAACCGGAACCUGCAGCCAAACGACUUCAUUUUCGAGUACAUUGGCGAGGUCAUCAAUGAGCCGACGUUCCGGAACCGGAUGAUCAAGUACGACCGCGAGGGCAUCAAGCACUUUUACUUCAUGUCGCUCACCAAGAGCGAGUUUGUCGAUGCCACUAAGAAGGGCAACUUGGGCCGGUUCUGCAACCAUUCGUGCAAUCCCAACUGUUAUGUCGACAAGUGGGUGGUGGGCGAGAAGCUGCGCAUGGGCAUUUUUGCCGGCCGCCCCAUUCGCGCCGGUGAGGAGCUCGUGUUCAACUACAAUGUCGACCGCUACGGCGCCGACCCCCAGCCAUGUUACUGCGGUGAGCAAAACUGCGUCGGCUUCAUCGGCGGCAAGACGCAGACAGAGCGUGCGACCAAACUGUCUCUUGCCACGAUUGAGGCCCUCGGUAUCGAGGACAGUGGCGACAGCUGGGACACCACCGUUGCCAAGAAGCCUCGCAGGAAGAAGGUCACCGAAGACGACGAGGACUAUGUCAACAGCUUCCAGCCGAAAUCCCUUGAUGAAGAUGGCGUCAACAAGGUCAUGGCCACUCUGAUGCAGUGCAAGGAGAAGUGGAUUGCUGUCAAGCUGCUUACCCGCCUUCAGGCCACAGAAGACGAGCAGCUUCGCCAUAGAGUGGUGAGGAUGCACGGCUACCAGAUUCUCAAAACGACACUCAACUCGUACAAAGACGACACCAAUGUCGUCCUGCAGGUUCUCGAUAUCCUCUACGACUUGCCGCGCAUCACCAAGAACAAGAUCGCCGACUCCAACAUCGAGGCAGCCAUCCAGCCCCUGACCACUUCGACUCAUGAAGAGGUUGCCUUCCAGGCCAACAGGCUGCUCGAGGAAUGGAGUAAGCUCUCGACAGCGUACCGUAUUCCUCGCAAGGAAAAGGAUGCCGCAGCUCAUGCGACUUCUAACCCAUUUGAGGAGCGUCGCAACAUGGAUCGCGACGAGCCUCACAAGCACGCCAACAACUCCCUGGCCAACCUGAACAUUCCGACGGGCCCGCGCAAUAAGGUACCGCAAAGGAACGUCGGUUUCUUCAAUGGCCAACGUCCACCACGGAAGCUGCCCAGCAAUCUGCCCGAGGGCUGGCACGUCACCACGGACAACACAGGCCGGUAUUACUUUUACGAUGUCAAUGGCAAAGUCCAGUGGCAGCGGCCCACCGCGCCGGCGGUUUCCGCUCCCAAAACUUCGACCAAAGCCCAGCAGGGCCAGAAGGCCGUGCAGGAUAUCAUUGACAGCUUGACUAAGGAGAUCACGCCAAGACAUUCGGCCACACAUACCCCCCAGCGGUCUAGCACCCCGACCACCGAACCCAAGAAGGAGAAGUGGCGUUCUCUCCCAAUCGAGAAACAGAUGAAGAUCUACGAGAACACCCUUUUCCCUCACGUCAAGUACGUGGUCGAGAAAUUCCACGGCAAGCUCCCCAAGGAGGACCUCAAGAAGUUUGCCCGCGAAGUCAACAAGAAGCUAGUCUCUUCCGAUUACAAGAACAACCGCGUUGAGGACCCCACUCAUAUCUCCUCCAAACAAGAGAAAAAGGUCAAGAAGUACGUCCGUGACUUUUUUGACCGCGCCGUUGUCAAAUAUAAGGAACAGCAAAAGGCCAAGGGCAACAACAAAUCUACCGACUCGGACAAGCCCUCGGCUUCGUUAAAUGACCUGGGAGACAGCUCUGCCCCAUCACCGGUCCAAGACGACAUUACACCCCUUUCUCAACCUAGCUCCCCUAGCUCCCCCGUUGGUGGUCGCAAAAGGAAGCGCGACGAUGAUGAUGAUGAUGAUGUUGUUGAAGGCGAGGAGGCUUCUCAGUCACCGCAGGAUGAUAACAUGUCGGAGACGCCUUCGGUGAAGCGGCUCAAGGAGGAGGAUGGGGAUGGGGACAUGAUACCUAGCCCUCCACCGCCGCCGCCGCCGCCGGUGGAUACGCCCCUUAGUGAAGAGCAACGGGCCAUGCGGGAGCAGGAGGAGGAGCUGAGGAGGGAGAAUGAGGAGGCGCAGAGGAUGGAGGAGGAGAAUAUUCAGAAUAAUAACCACAAGAACGGACAGCAUAUGGAUGUUGAUAUGGAAGAGGCUGAUGGUGAUGAUGAUAAGCCGCUUGAGCAUAGGGAACAGAGGGGAGCACAGGAGGUCAUGAGCCACUAGGCGAGUUUCCAUAGGCCUUUUCCGCACAGGAAAAAGCGGAUUAGUAGAGGGGCUAUCGGAUACCUUAGGCUAGGGGAAGUCGCAUGGAAGCCACAAACAGGAAGUGGAGGGUCGCCCAAUCUCACAAAUAUUGUGAGAAGGGGAAGGGGGCGGGUGGCUCAGAUCACAAAGUGCUGGGGUUAUGGGUACAUAAUAUUUUAUUUUCACAUCAGGGCAACCAAGGAGGAAGGAAGGAACCAGGCAUACAACAACAACAUUACAUAAUCACCUUGUUUUUUUGGUUUUGUUUUUCCAUUCUCGCCAUUUGCAUCAGCUCUCUCGGGUGGAGUCGAUUUUACAGGAAACAAGAAACCGAAAAUGGGGUAGGAUGGACUGGGUGGUGGUGGUUUUUCUGCUACACUGGGACAUGGGAAGGGCAAAAUUUGCGAUUGCUUUUUGUUUUUUUCUGGUAUUAGACCUUUUCUUUUCUGCGUUUGUGUUUUUUAUUACUUUUUUUUCUUCACGGAUGAUACCUCUUUUUUCUUUCUCUGCUUCUUGUUUUGAUGUACUACUGCAUGAUACUCAAUUGAAAUUCACACACACAUUCCAGGGGCGUUUUUGUGUGCUGGGUCGGGGUCCGGGUUGGUAGUUGGUUGGGUUGGUGCAGCUGUUUUGUUUUGUUUUGUUUUAUUCACAAGAGAGAAGGGGACGUUAU